This is a messenger RNA of Phalaenopsis equestris, 2828 nucleotides long. RefSeq names its product serine/threonine-protein kinase CTR1. Gene Ontology annotation, biological process: protein phosphorylation. NCBI's taxonomy places the organism in Eukaryota, Viridiplantae, Streptophyta, Magnoliopsida, Asparagales, Orchidaceae. The record is from RefSeq and is a predicted model, not a curated record. The transcript has 15 exons. The coding region runs from base 236 to 2446 and encodes 736 amino acids. Gene Ontology annotation, molecular function: protein kinase activity; ATP binding.
AGGGAUUUUUGGGCGCAGAAGGGGGUUUAAGAAUCGAAUGAUGCGGAUGGGUCGGGUGCGUGGAUCCCGUGAGGCCCGUCGGAAUGUGUUAGAGUCGGUGAGGAGCGGCUUUCCGGCAGCUGCCGUCCAUCGAUCAUCCGUGUGAUUGCUUGAUCACGUUAUCGAGAUCCAGCCAACGGAUUGCGACUGGCGCGUAAUUCUUCGAGCGAGAUCGCCUUCCCCGCUGCCUGGGGAUAUGAUCGAUGGGCAAGACAAGGUGCCGCUACAGCAGCUCCGAAGGCUGUCAAGCGGCGAUGGGUGUAGUAGCUUCGAUGGAAAUUCUUUAUCUGGAGCUACGGAAGAUGUAACUUGGAAAACGUGGGAUGAUGGGGAUAAGCAUGCCUUUGUGGGGGAUUUGGAAGAGUUGUGUUCUCCGAGUUCUGCGCAAAAGGCGAGGGAUAACAACUAUCCUCAGUUUACUUUGGCGACCAGAUUGGCAUCGCAGGCAUUCCUUGCAUAUCAGCCUUAUUUCUUUCAGGAGUCAGCACAGGAGAUUUGUGUUACGUCCUCUGACAGCAGCACCGUGUCUUAUCGUCUCUGGGUCAAUGGAUGUUUAUCUUUCUCUGAUAAAAUAACGGAUGGUUUUUAUAAUAUUUUGGGAAUGGACCCGUUUUUGUGGGCGAUGUGCAAUAAUACGGAAGAAGGUAAAAGAUUGCCUAGUUUGGCAGCACUCAACGAAGUCGAGCCUAUCGAAUGUUCUAUGGAGGUUGUUUUCAUUAAUAGAAAUGAAGAUUCUCGCCUCAAGCUACUCGAGAAGAAGGCAUUAGAAUAUUAUUCUGUGUUUGGGAUUUCGUUAGUUACGGUGAAACAACUUGCUGGUCUUGUUUCCCAUUAUAUGGGUGGUGCCUUCAAAACAGAACAAGGAGAACUUCAUCAGAAAUGGAAAAUGUGUAGUGAAGAGCUAAAACAUUUCCAUCAACAUAUAGUUAUUUCUAUUGGUAGCCUCUCUUUUGGACUCUGCAGGCACCGUGCCAUCCUUUUCAAAGAAUUGGCAGACUAUAUAGGCUUACCAUGUAGGAUAGCCCAAGGCUGCAAGUAUUGCACAUCUACAUAUGGCACAUCUUGCCUUGUAAAACUUGAUUCCAAGCAAUCGUUAAGGGAAUAUGUUGUAGAUCUAAUUGGGAUGCCAGGAAAUGUCUAUGAUCCAGAUUCAACAAUUAAUGGACAGUUGCUCUCAUUUGUACCUUCUCCUUUUCAGGUGUCACAUUUGACAUGUUGCCCAACUUUGCACACAAAUGAUGCUUUAUCCCAUGAAAUGCUGAACCAAGCGUAUACAGGUGUUCCUGCUGGAAAAACUCAAUGCUCAGGUUUUCUUGAUGAAGCUGUUGUAAAAAUUUUACAUCCUGAUCCCAGAGUAAAUGUGGGCACAGAGUUUAUUCAAGACACAAAUAACAGAGGCAUGAUCUCAAAUUAUCAAAUUGGAAAGACGACGAGUGUUCCAUCCAAAUUAGAAGUAUCUAUACAAUUUGAAUGCAGGGAAAACGAUAUCAUGUGUGAUGAUAAACCAAUUCCUCGGGAAGCAAACAUUCAGAGAUACACAAGUCUUGAACCACCUCUCACCAUGGACUGGCCUGAAAUUUCAUGGGAUGAACUAGAAAUAAGGGAGCGUGUCGGUGCCGGAUCAUUUGGAACGGUGUUUCGUGCUGAGUGGCAUGGAUCUGAUGUUGCAGUGAAGGUCCUUGAAGAUCAAGAUUUCUAUGAUGAUCAGAUGAAAGAAUUUUUGAGGGAGGUCGCAAUAAUGAACCGGGUUCGUCAUCCAAAUUUGGUUUUAUUCAUGGGUGCAGUCACGAAGCGGCCACAUCUUUCUAUUGUAACAGAAUAUCUGCCCAGGGGCAGUCUUUACCACCUUCUAAGCAAAGCAAAUGCUGGAGAAUUAUUGGACAGAAGACGAAGACUGCGAAUGGCACUGGAUGUGGCCAAGGGAGUUAAUUAUCUUCACUGCCUUAACCCUUCAAUUGUUCACUGGGAUCUUAAAUCUCCUAAUCUUUUGGUUGACAAGAACUGGUCGGUGAAGGUAUGCGAUUUUGGGUUGUCUAGAUUGAAAGAACACACCUUCAUUUCAUCAAAAUCUGCUGCCGGAACACCUGAAUGGAUGGCGCCAGAAUUUCUCCGUGGAGAGCCAACAAAUGAGAAGUCGGAUGUAUUCAGCUUUGGGGUAAUUUUAUGGGAACUUUUGACAAAGCAACAGCCAUGGAGAGGGCUUAGCCCUGGCCAGUUUCAGGUGGUUGGAGCAGUUGCUUUUCAGAAUAGAAGGCUCCCUAUACCCCAGGAUACGUCUCCUGCAUUAGCAGCCCUUGUGGAGUCUUGCUGGGCCGAUGAUCCGAAGCAGCGACCUCCAUUUUCAAGCAUCGUGGAAACACUGAAGAAGCUUAUUAAAUCAUCAGCCGCGCAAGUGGGGAGCUCGUGAAGCAGAUACCAUAUAGUUAACUGGUUCUGAACAUGGUCUACCAAGCUUUUCCUUCCGCGAAUGGCAAUCAUGUAUUGGUGAACCAUUGGUAUCUCUUGCUAGGCGAUCAUGAAUAUAUAUCUUCAAAGUAGUACUUCUGAUAUCUGCCCUUGACUUGCUACAUAAUGUCACCGGCAGUUUUUGAUGAUGGUAUGAAGAAAGAAUGAAAGUUUAAAACAAAGAAAAUAAAAAUAAAAUUAAAAUGUACUGGGUUUGUUUCAUGCUUAUUUGUGUUAAUAUUUCAUGUUGUAAGCUAAAAUGUUUAUAGAUUUUCUCACCUUACAAUGUGAGCCCAAUUCUAUGUAUCUUUUAACCAAAUAAAGCUUAAAUGUUGUGUAAUUAU